AUGGACGCCCGCGCCCUCCUCACAUCCCAGGGCUGGCGGGGCUCCGGCCAUUCUCUGCACAAAUCCGACGACUCAAUCGGUCUGUCGAAGCCCAUUCUUGCGUCGCGGAAAGACAACACGCUAGGUAUCGGCCGGAAGAACCAUGUCACAAGCGACCAGUGGUGGUUGAACGCCUUCGACGAGCAAUUGAAGAGUCUCGACACCUCCAACAAGACCAGCAUCGUGCAGACCAAGAAGAACACCAAGCUGGACAGCCUCCUGACGGCCGGCGCGGGAAAAUACAAGGGCGCGAAUGCUCUCUAUGCAUGUUUUGUCAGCGGCGGGAUGCUAGAAGGCUCGUUGACAUGGAAAUCGGAGGGCGAUUCGACGGAUGCGACACCCGAGGCAGAAGCCGUCCCAGUAAGGAAAGAGACCAAGGAGGAGCGCAGAGCCAGGAGGGCAGAAAAGAAGAGAGGGAAGGCCGAGAAGGAAGCCAAGAAGCUGGCCAAGAAGGCGGCAAAGAGCAAGUCCAAAAAAGAGUCGAAGAAGAGUUCGACAAAGCGUGCAGAAUCCGAAACGAAAGAAGAGCGCCGAGCCAGGAAAGAGGCGAGGCGAAAACGAAGGCAGGACAAGGAAAAGCGCACGAAAGCCGAGGGCGGUUGA
Diaporthe batatas is the source of this 642-nucleotide messenger RNA. RefSeq lists its product as uncharacterized. The record is from RefSeq and is a predicted model, not a curated record. The transcript has a single exon. NCBI's taxonomy places the organism in Eukaryota, Fungi, Ascomycota, Sordariomycetes, Diaporthales, Diaporthaceae. Bases 1 to 642 code for a protein of 213 amino acids.